Dermacentor silvarum is the source of this 2180-nucleotide messenger RNA. RefSeq lists its product as uncharacterized. Gene Ontology annotation, molecular function: CoA-ligase activity; phosphatase activity. The transcript has 10 exons. Lineage: Eukaryota; Metazoa; Arthropoda; Arachnida; Ixodida; Ixodidae. Gene Ontology annotation, biological process: dephosphorylation. The coding region runs from base 490 to 2166 and encodes 558 amino acids. The record is from RefSeq and is a predicted model, not a curated record.
CUUUCGUUUAGCAUCACUGUUGGCUUCUCAAACUUUUCAAAGUAUGCCCGUGAGCGCGGUUCCCUUUGUCCUAGCGCCAUGUUCAGGCUUCAUUAUGUAUUUCGCAUGUGGUAGGUUGGAGUACAGCUAAAUAUUGUUUAUGCUUUGAAAUAAGGACAUUUAUCACACAGCACGUCAUUUAUUUAAGAGCUGGAACGAUGCUAGACAGAGAAAAUGACGCAAAAUAUGAUGUCGUAUGGGUCGGAGGGGCACGGUACUCAUGUCUGCGUGGCUUGAGUGUCCAUGCGGUCCGCACUUUGCAAAAUCUUUUCCUUUCAGGCUCGGCAAAUACUCUCAGACAUCGUUCCCCAUCCUCACGAAUCGCCGGCCAAGAGUUCUAGGCAGGAGUAGCACGCUGAACUAAAUCAUCUUGUUGCUCUCCUUGACUUGCGCAAUAUUGUGUCGCUAGUACACACAUUUGUAUAUCUCUUUCCUGCUGAGCGGUGGACCAUGCCGUGGGGCUGCUGCACUGUUCGAGAUGUGGGCCCCCCGCCGAAGGUCAUCUUCGGUGACGACCUCGUAGUGCGUUCGAGCAACGUGGACCUCAAGGUGCCCCUCGUGCUUCUGACGGAAUACUUCGAGCCCGUCUUCCGCCACUACGGACCCAAGGCAGCCUUUAUCGAUGCCGUGACAGGGGUGUCGACGAGCUACCAAGACCUGUGGGAACAGGCGACCGCCAUGGCGUCGGCGUUCCGGCAACGAGGGUUGACGCCCGGCGGCAAGGUCUGCUUCCACUGCUCCAAUCACGUCAUGAUGUGGCCGACAUUCUUGGGAAUCACGAGCAUCAACGGAGUGCUCAUUAUGGCCAAGGCUUCACUGACCGUUCGAGAGCUCCUCUACCAGCUGGAUGACUCGCGACCCAUGUUUGUAAUCACUGAGCCGGAGCUUGCGCCCAAGGUCGAGGAGUGCAAGGAAUCUGUGCCCAGCAUUCAGGCAAUGUUCCUGUUCGGCGAGAGCGCCGACUACACGACUCUGAGCGAGCUGCUGGAAGAGGGACGCGCCGCCGUGACGGACCGCGGCAGUCGGCCUCCGCGCACCGACCCUCGAGACACACCGAUCAUCGUGCUCUACUCGAGCGGCACAACGGGCCUCCCCAAGGGGGUCGUCUCCUCGCACUUCAACUUCGUCAGCCAGAUCGUCCAGAGCGGGCCCAACGGCGAGCAGCUCCUGCAUUACACGGACGUGCUCGCCCAGUGGAUGCCUUGCACGCACCUGUCCGGCGUGUUUUUCACGCUGAUAGCGCUGGCUGAGGGCGCUACUGUGGUGCUACUUCCGGGAUUCCGCGUCGAGUUGCUUCUCGCUUCCGUCCAAAGGUACCAGGCUACAUUCCUUCCGCUGCUGCCGACGUUCGCGGUGAUCGUGACCCAGUCGCCGCUUGUGGAGCGCACCAACGUGUCGAGCGUGCGUACCCUCGGCAUCGGCGGCAGCGUUACGCCGGAUGUGGUCGUCCAGGACCUGCUUCGCAUAUUCAACCUCGAGACUCUCUUCCACGUGUACGGAAUGACAGAGAUGAGCGGCAUGGUCAGCGUAACACCUUUGCACCAUAUCUCGUCGGAGACUGUUGGAUAUCCAAUGCCACUGACUGAAGUAAAGGUUCUAGACCUCGAUACCGGAAAGCCGCUGGCUGCUGAUAAAGAUGGCGAGAUCUUGGUUCGCGGGCCCCAAAUGAUGCUGGGAUACCUGAACAAACCGGAGGCCACCGAGAACGCUAUCGACGCGGACGGCUGGUAUCACACAGGCGACGUGGGCCACUACGACGCGAUGGGGCAGCUGUACAUCGUGGACCGCGUUAAGGACCUGAUCAAGUGCAUGGACCAGCAGGUGGCGCCGGCUGAGCUCGAGGACCUACUCAUGCGCCAUCCAUUCGUGCGCCAGGUGGCCGUGGCCGGCGUGCCGCACCGACAGAUGGGCGAGGCGCCCAGAGCCUUCGUCGUGCUCACCGACGAGGCGCUUGCCAUGCCCGCGCACGAGGUGGCGACUCAGCUCAGCGAAAUGGUCGCCGAAACUUCAGCGCCACACAAGCAUCUCCACGGCGGCGUACAAUUUAUGGAGGAAUUACCGAAGUCGGAAUCGGGAAAAUAUCUUCGCCGGCAGCUUAGAGAUCAGUACAUGCAAUCCAUGUCAUAAGCACGCAUCAAAUA